CUGUUUUGUCCAUGUGCCUUCACCCAUUGUUCCACAUCCUUCGUAUACUAUAGCUAGUAGGCUACUUCAUGCUAUUCAAGAAAUAGACUGAACUGGAUUAGCGUUAUUAAGGUUUUCACGUGAUGCAGUCGGUUUGGCUGGUGAUCUCUGACUAGUAACUUCAUCUAUGUGCGACAUGAUAAUUUUCUACACUUUCCUGCAACUGCUAUUACCAUUUACAGAUGGACAGCGAGAUUUACAACAGCUUGGUCAUCUUUUGGUCGAAAAGGGAGGCCUGAUCUCGUUAAAUUGUUUCCACUCAGUACCUGAUCUACGAAGAUUCGAAGCAUGGUGGGUUUUCCGUAAUGUUGACCAAGCACCUCCAAAGAUCAUUGCAAACCUAUCGACCAGUGUACCCCAAGUGACUCAUUAUCGAUAUUAUGCAAAGCAUGACUCAGUUGAGAAAGCAUUCACUUUAACGAUUACUGAUGUUCAAGUCAAUGAUACUGGACAAUACUACUGUGAGAUGUUUCAGGUCGCGCCUCCACCAAGCGGUAAAAGAAUUGGCAAAGGAACAAUGCUAAGUGUAACAGCUCCUCCUUCUCUUUGGCUAUUUGCAUCUUCUAAAGAAACAUCUUCUUCACCUUCAGCUACAAUCAACUGUUCAGCACACAAUUUUUAUCCAGACACUAUUACAAUGAUGUUCCAAACAACCUGUCUCAUCAACCAGCUCACCAACGAAAUCCAGACAUCUAACCCUGAUGGAACGUACAACCACAUGGCCAUUGUUAACAUCUCCACUGAAAACUGCAAUAACUCAAAUGAAUUCACUUGUAUAAUUCAGCAUCCUGCUUCACAAUUCAAGAUAAACCGUACCAUCCUCAUUCAUGUACACCCAAGAGGUGAAGAUCGUAAUGGACAUCUUUGGAUGCUGUCAUUCAUUUUACUUUCCAUUUGUGGUGGAAUAGCAUGUAGUAUUCUUCUUGUGCUUUGUCUCAUAAAAUACAUACAUGGAAGAAAAAGAACUCAAGAACAAAAUGGAAAUUGUGCAAGUAAUCGAAGAUUGCAUUGUAGACAAGAUAGCAUCGUAAAUGAUGAGAGCAGUGGGAAUAAUAUAUAUUAUGCAGAACUGCAACUGGAAAACUUACAGCAGAAAGUAAGGAAAAAGGAAGAGAAGAUUGUCUACAGUUCAGUACUUUACUUAAAUUCUGGUGAAUAGGACAUGCAGGAAAUAUUGACAUGGAUCAUUGUUUAUCUUGUUUAAGCUUUUUCAAUUGGAAUUUGAAAUAAA
Rhincodon typus (whale shark) is the source of this 1270-nucleotide messenger RNA. RefSeq names its product immunoglobulin kappa light chain-like. The record is from RefSeq and is a predicted model, not a curated record. Lineage: Eukaryota; Metazoa; Chordata; Chondrichthyes; Orectolobiformes; Rhincodontidae. Bases 167 to 1198 code for a protein of 343 amino acids. The transcript is spliced from 6 exons. Gene Ontology annotation, cellular component: plasma membrane.